AUGCGGCUCUUCGUGAAGGAUUUCAAUGGCUCGUCUUUUGCUUUCGAAACUUCCGAUACCUCGAAGGUUUCGGCACUGAAAAGUCAAAUAUCGGGCAUUAUCCCGGUAGAUCCAUUGUUGCAGCGUUUGUCCUUCCGUGGGACACCGCUUGAGGACAGUAGAGCCCUAUCUGAUUACGAUGUCGAAGAUGAUUGUAUUUUGGACCUCAACUGCGACCUCCUUGGUGGUGCAAAGAAACGUAAAAAGAAAGUGUAUACUACACCGAAGAAAAUAAAGCACAAGAAAAAGAAGGUUAAGCUUGCCACGCUCAAGUUUUACAAGGUGGAUUCAAACGGGAAGAUCACACGGCUCCGGAGAGAAUGUCCCAGUGAAGGUUGCGGUCCUGGUGUGUUCAUGGCGAGUCACUUCGACAGGCAGUAUUGUGGAAAGUGUGCCCUAACUUACAUGCAUGAAUGCAACCACGCUAUUGAGGCACCGGUGAUCGAAAACCUGAAGGUGCCUCACAUCAUCUGUCCACAGAGCCCAUGUCUCGCACUCAUACAACAACACAUCCUUUACUGUAGCCUGGCACACAUGACCCUUGAGAUCCAAUGA
Opisthorchis viverrini is the source of this 594-nucleotide messenger RNA. RefSeq lists its product as hypothetical. Gene Ontology annotation, biological process: translation. Bases 1 to 594 code for a protein of 197 amino acids. Lineage: Eukaryota; Metazoa; Platyhelminthes; Trematoda; Opisthorchiida; Opisthorchiidae. Gene Ontology annotation, cellular component: ribosome. The record is from RefSeq and is a predicted model, not a curated record. Gene Ontology annotation, molecular function: protein binding; structural constituent of ribosome. The transcript is spliced from 3 exons.